This is a messenger RNA of Drosophila ananassae, 602 nucleotides long. RefSeq lists its product as uncharacterized. Lineage: Eukaryota; Metazoa; Arthropoda; Insecta; Diptera; Drosophilidae. Bases 186 to 545 code for a protein of 119 amino acids. The transcript has 2 exons. The record is from RefSeq and is a predicted model, not a curated record.
AUUUAUUUUAAUCGAAAACUGGCCACACAAUUCACUUUAUUUUCAUUUCUUGUUUGUAAACAAUUGCUGAAUAUAUCCAAAUUAUCUUUAAAAACUACAUUUUGAUCCUUAAAAACAAUUAGGAUCCCUCAUUCUACUAUAGACAUACAAAUUAUUCUUGUUGUGGAGGAAUCUUUCAAAUAACAAUGUUUAGAAAAUCCAAGGCAAAAGUGGAUCCUCCACCAGUGGCCCCUAGUUUAGAUGAGAUAUUAGAGGACUUGGAAACAUUCGAAAUCAAUAAACCAACUGUUGGCAGCACCACUGACAACGUGGACUUGGAACAUGCUCUUAUGACGGAGCCCGAGAAUUUAAGCAUCCAAACUUGGUGGCGGGUUUUCGACGAAUAUGAUCAGAAGGUUAAGAAAAUGGCUGAGACGGAGGAGAACCUGGAGUCGCAAAGGAAUCAGCUCAAGGACUGCUACGACAAGCUGGAGGCAAAUGCAAAUAAACUAAAAGAAGGCAUCAAGAAGCAGCAGUCAUUGAUAAAUGUAGCCCUUAAAAACUAGCUUUUAAAUAAAUAAAUUUGUUAUUUUUUUUCUAAAAUAAAUACGUUAAAAAACGCA